AUGUCGCGAUACAAUAUGGACAUUGACACGAACCUAACUUUCUCAAAUAAUAAUACGUUUCGAAUACAAUCUUAUGCUAACCAAUUUGCGACAUAUUUGAAGGAGGAAAACUAUGAUCCUUUAGCUAAGUUGUUAAGCAUAAGUGAGGAGCAUUCGAAAAAUCUUGCGGGAGCGCUUGACAGUGGAACCGCACGUUAUGAAGAUAUACAACAUCAUUUCACGAAACCAUGGUCUGAAAUAGUAUCUUUACACUUUAAAGUUUUAUUAGCAUAUUACAGACGAGAGUAUAUUAAUGCAUUUAAUGCCCAACUCGCUUUAGUAAAGGAAGCUUUUACGAAUUUAAAUUUACAAAUAUUUUAUAAGGUGAAUUGGGAUUUGAGAAAAGUUGCUAUUGAGGCUGAUAAAGAAUUAAAGCAAUCAGGCCAAAAACCUAAAUAUCUCGAAGAAACAGGACGUGUUUUGAAUAAAUCCUUUAGCAUGUGUGUGACAGACAGAGCACCAAAAGGUGUAUCGAAGCAAUGGGGAACUUACUAUAUUGCAAAUUUAUUGAUCAAAACACAUCAUAAGCUUGGCCACGAGAAUCUAUGUAAAAAUAUUUUGCGAGGUGUAAAUUCUGCCGAUUUGCCGCCACUUGAAGAUUACCCCAAAGCGCAUCAAAUUACUUUUAAAUAUUACAAUGGUCUGCUCUGCUUUGCCGAUCAACAAUAUGCACAGUCCGAAGAGUUCUUAAAAGGAGCCUUCAGAAUGUGUCCAAUUUCAUAUACAAGGAAUAAAGAGUUAGGGGGCUCAAUUAUCUCAUUAAUUUAUGAUUCUUUACACUAUAACGGAAAGGGCGUUCUUCCUACAAAUGCAUUAAUCGAUCGUUAUCCUAGACUUAAGACAUUGUAUUCUCCAUUUAUAAAUGCCAUUCGGACAGGGAACGUCAAAGCUUUCGAUUUGGCUUUUGCAAACGCAGAGCAUAUAUUAAUCGAACAUGGAACCUAUUUAACAAUUGAAAAGGCUAGAAUGGUUUCCGUCAAGAAUUUAUUCAAAAAAGUUUGGAGCCAUAAUAACAAAGGUUCAAAACUCCCAAUGUCCCAAUUCUUAACUGCGUUGAGAUUUGCCGGCAUAGAUGCCGAUAUGGCAGAAAUUGCAUGGACUUUGUCCGUGAUGAUUCACAUGGGAUUUAUCAAAGGAUAUUUAUCACAAUCGAAACUGAUGGUUGUUUUAAGCACCAAAGAACCUUUCCCAUCCCAAGUUAAUGUUUGA
Molecule: messenger RNA, 1248 nt
Organism: Ambispora leptoticha
Lineage: Eukaryota; Fungi; Glomeromycota; Glomeromycetes; Archaeosporales; Ambisporaceae
Source: the annotation of a GenBank genome assembly